Messenger RNA from Etheostoma spectabile (orangethroat darter), 5267 nucleotides. RefSeq names its product zinc finger E-box binding homeobox 1b (gene zeb1b). Gene Ontology annotation, molecular function: RNA polymerase II cis-regulatory region sequence-specific DNA binding; DNA-binding transcription factor activity, RNA polymerase II-specific. NCBI's taxonomy places the organism in Eukaryota, Metazoa, Chordata, Actinopteri, Perciformes, Percidae. The coding region runs from base 301 to 3531 and encodes 1076 amino acids. Gene Ontology annotation, biological process: regulation of transcription by RNA polymerase II; anatomical structure development. The record is from RefSeq and is a predicted model, not a curated record. The transcript is spliced from 8 exons.
UCCAUUCAGUCUGGGGUUAGUGCCCAAGCUGUUUUAUCCUCUCCUGCUUUAACAACCCAAUUUGCCCAUGGGGAUCAUUUAAAGUUCCAUCUCAUCUAUGGAAGUUAGGCCGUGGUCUGUUUAAGUGGUGUUUCCAGCUCCUUACCCCCUCCCCCUUCAUCCAUCCCUUUUAAUAGUUUUGACAUUUAAGUGACAUAGAACAUAUAUUUAACCUCUCCGACUCAUGGCCUUUCGCAUUCAGUGCUCAUUUUAAAGCAGAACAUACAAGUCCACCUCUUGUUAUCGUUAUCAUGGAUAAAAAUGACUAAAUUGACUAACUACAAUAAGGUGGUGGAGGCCGGCUCAGACUCGGAUGAUGAAGACAAGCUGCACAUCGUGGAGGAGGAAGGCAGCCUGGCCGACUGCGACAGCACCUUGCCAGACGACGAGCACCCCAGGGAGCGCUGCUGGGAUGGAGUCAAGGAGGAUUGUGUGUCAGACGCUGAGGAUGAUGUGAGCACAGACGCCCUAGUGGAGGAGAUGCUCCAGCAAGGAGACACGGCCGUCAUUUACCCAGAAGCCCCAGAGGAUGAGCCACGUCAGGGUACCCCUGACGCCAGUGUCCAUGACGAGAAUGGAACUCCUGAUUCCUUCUCUCAGCUACUCACCUGCCCGUACUGCGCACGUGGCUACAAGCGUUACAGCUCCCUGAAAGAGCACAUCAAGUACCGGCACGAGAAGACCGAGGAGAGCUUCAACUGCCCCGAGUGCAGCUACAGCUUUGCAUACCGAGCUCAACUGGAGAGGCAUAUGACAGUCCACAAGAGCGGAAGGGAUCAGAGACACAUCACACAGUCGGGAGGCAAUCGUAAAUUCAAGUGCACUGAAUGUGGCAAAGCAUUUAAAUACAAGCACCAUCUGAAGGAGCACCUACGCAUCCACAGCGGAGAGAAACCCUACGAGUGCUCCAACUGCAAGAAGCGCUUCUCCCACUCAGGCUCCUACAGCUCCCACAUCAGCAGUAAGAAGUGCAUCGGCAUCAUCUCAUUUAACGGCAGACCGCGCCAGGGGAACGCCAAAACCCAGGCCCAGGGUCAAUCGCCAGUGUCCCCCACGCCCCCCUCAGUCCUCCGCACCCAGAUUAGGGAGAAGCUGGAGCACAGCAAGCCCCUGCAGGAGCAGCUGCCACUCAAUCAGAUCAAGACCGAGCCUGUGGACUACGAGUACAAGCCAACGGUGAUGACAUCCCCGUCUAUGGCAGCCAUGAACGGGGGGGUUUUCAGUGGAGGUGCUGCAGCUCCUCUACAGGGCACAGUGCAGGCCAUGGUCUUGCCCACUGUGGGGUUGGUGUCACCCAUCAGCAUCAAUCUGGCAGACCUGCAGAAUGCUCUGAAAGUGGCGGUGGACGGUAACAUAAUUCGCCAGGUGCUGGAAAACAAUGCCAAAGGUCAGGGGCAGGUGAACUCGGGGUUAACCACUGGAAUGCUCCAUCCUGGACAGCAGCAGCUCAUCUCAGCCAUCAGUCUGCCUAUUGUGGGUCAGGAUGGAAAUGCAAAAAUUAUUAUAAACUACAGUUUGGACCCCAACCAGGGCCAGCUCACUGCCCAUAACCUAAAGAAAGAGCCUGAGCCCACAUCACCAGGUCAGACCACCAUUGACAACUUCAAGUCCCAGAAACUCCCAGAGGAUCUAACCACCAGAGGCGCCAGGCCCAAUGAGACUAAAGAUAAAGAGGAAAAGACCACUAAAACGUGUCUCCUGUGUGAUAACUGUCCCGGCGGGCUGGAAGCACUCCAUGCCCUUAAGCACUGCAAGAAGGAUGGUCUCCGGCUGAACGGAGCAGGCCUGGAGUCUGAGUCUGCUGUCGCUGCCUUACUGUCAGAAGGAGGACUUUGUAACCAGCCCAAGAACCUGUUGUCCCUCCUCAAGGCCUACUUUGCCCUAAAUGCAGAGCCCACCAAGGACGAGCUGGCUAAGAUCUCUGACUCAGUCAGCCUGCCAACCCAUGUGGUAAAGAAGUGGUUCGACAAAAUGCAAGAGGGUCAGAUAUCACUGGGUGCCCCAACACCUCCCUCUGAGGAAGAGGACACCUGUGAAGCUAACAGUGUGGUGUCUCUGGUCCCAGGGAAGAACAUGGUCAAUAUGAGCCCUUCCAUGACCCAGGACAGCCCUACAGAAGCCACUCCAGCAGAGGUCAACGGCACUCACAGCUCGCCGGACCCUCCAUCGCCACUAAACCUGAGAUCUGGCAGUCCCGUCCCAGGCCAGUCUCCCUUGAGCACUGAGGGACCCCUAGACCUGUCGCUGCCAAAGCCUGCCAGAGAGGAAGCGGAGAGAGGGGUGGCUAAAGCCUGCGCUCACCCCUUCUCUUCCUCUGGCUCCACCAAUGCGGAUGAACCUCUAAACUUAACUUGCACAAAGAAAGAGGCAUCGGCCCUCUCAGCCAUGGGCCCCAGCCCCAUCGCACUGUACGCCAGCCAGCCAAGUGCCAAACCCCUCGACAUUGUGACCACAAUGCAAUGCCUAAGGGCACUAGCCACUAACAACAAACAGACUAUCCUGAUCCCCCAGCUGGCUUACACCUAUACCACUACAGCCAACAGCCCGGCGGGGACGGAGACGCAGGAAACCAUCCACCUCAACGGAGUAAAGGAGGAGAAACACGACACAGGAUCAGAGGGCGUGUCCACCGUAGAGGAGCAGAACGACUCCGACUCGGGCCCUCCGAGGAAGAAGAUGAAGAAGACGGACAGCGGCAUGUACGCCUGCGACCUGUGCGACAAGAUCUUCCAGAAGAGCAGCUCGCUGCUGAGACACAAAUACGAACACACAGGGAAACGGCCUCACGAGUGUGGCAUCUGCAGCAAGGCCUUCAAACACAAACACCACUUGAUCGAACACAUGCGGCUCCACUCGGGGGAGAAGCCUUACCAGUGUGACAAGUGCGGCAAGCGCUUCUCCCACUCGGGCUCCUACUCCCAACACAUGAACCACCGCUACUCCUACUGCAAGAAGGAGACGCAGGGCCAAGGCGAGGGCCGCGACAGCCCCGAGGCGUACGCCGAGGCCCCGGCCGAGAUGGAGGCCCUGGGCCGGGCGCCGCGGCACCUGGCCGCCGCCCAGCUGGACCUGGACGAGCGAGGGAGCAGCACCAGGGAGGAUGAGGAGAGCGAGGAAGAGGAGGAGGAGGACGGUGUGGUGGACAUGGACGACAUUCAGGUGGUGCAGAUAGGGGACGAAGGAGGGGAUGAGGAGGAGGAGGAGGAGGAAGAAGAAGAAGAGAGGAAUGGGAAGGAGAUAGAGAGAGUGUUGGUGGAGUUAGGAGAGGAGGAGAAGACAGAAGUCGAUGUGGAGGAGAAAGAAGAGGAGGCUGACACAAGGCAGGAAGAGUUGCUCGGGAGCAUUCGGGAAGAGGAGGAAGUCCAGAUGGAUACAGAAGAGGGGCGGAUGGAAGAGGGGGAGGUGACGGAGGAGAGCGGAGGCGAGACACACGAGAACACAGUUUCUGAAGAGCAGAACCUGACGCCGCAGGAGAAAGGAGAUACUGACUGAGGGAGGAAUCCGACUCCUCCGUGAGACACAAUCAGAUUCCUCCUCUCCCCGUGCAGAGGAAGAACGCAGGAGAUGAUGUCUGGUCACUCUGACAGUCCAUUUCAGUUCACUACUGUGUAGAAAUCCAGGUGUGCCUGAAAAAAUACUAGUGACUUUUUUCGCAGGAGAACGGUUUUCUCACUGCUAGAAAAGAAUCAGUUUGUAAAGAAAAAAAAGAUGAAGAUGAACACAAAUUUUAACAAACGAAGGAAAUGCAUUAUACAGACUUUGGAAGCUAGAGCCGACACGUUUUAGAUAAUGUUUUAUUACUAAAACACCUUGGGUCUUUUCUUUUUAUCAGUGUUACUAAUUUUAUCACUCAUAUUUUAACCUUUAAAAGCUGUACAGUUGGGAGAUAUUUCUAUACCUUUUUAUUGCCAAUGAACAAAAAAGUCAGUAUUUUAUUAAGUUGGAAGGAAAAUAAGAAAAAUCCUGUGCACUACAAAUGGCUUGGUUUACCUAUGGAUUGAGCAGUUGAGUCGUGUUGUCUACCCUUCAGUAUUACCGCACUAGAUAUACCACGCCAUCACGCUAGCAUAUGUUAGCAUUACGUUUCUUUUUGAUGUUCUUUUGAUUGGAUUGUGAGCCUUAAGAAGAAAAACAAUGGAGAGCGGACUGGGCUUUCCCGUCGUCAUUUACUUCCUUUUAGACUUUUAGGCUCAUUGUUGUUAAAGUUUCUUAUACAAAUCAGUGUUUCAUAGGAAUAGUUUGACAUUUUGGGAAAUGUACUUUGUUCUGUUUUUAAGGAGAGUUAGAUGAGAGGAUCGAACCCACAUAACUGUCCGAUAAAUAUACGGCUACAGCCAGCAGCCACUUAGCUUAGCUUAGCUUAGCUUAGCCUGAGCACCGGAACAGGGGGAAACCGCUGGCGUUCAUGGCUUUCAAACAAAAGUGGCAGUUGGUCAAGGCUACACCCCCCCAGCCUCCACCUCGUAUUGUAUUCCAAACGACAAUUAUGGUCUGUUUUGAAAUCCGGGAGCAGACAACCCCAUGUGACGCGUUCGCCCAAUCAGGUGCAGCCAUCGGGUGUAGCCUAUUUUCUUUGCAUGUCAGUGGUCAGUGAAGAGAAACUGAUAACUGCUGGUGGCAAGCCCACUGCCAUGCAAUGCUGGGAAGUGGGGCGACAGCCGCCGUGAAAACAACGCCUGUAUGGACACGACCACCAGGGGAAAAAAGCAAGAUAUAUUAUAUUGUAAUUCAUUCCCAUGCAAGCUGCUCAGAGUAAUCCCAGUCAGCAGCAUUUGGUCUCUCUGCUUCUCCUACUGCAUUACAUGUAUGCAAAUGUUAAGUGAUGAUGUCAACAAUGUUUAAAUGACGUCAUCUGGCGCAUCUAGCAACUUUUGGAGCUUGUGCUAGCCACCUUCAUUGGAAAAGAGUUGGCAACACUGGUUGUGACUUCCAUAAAGAGCCAGGCAGGUUGUUUUUAGGCAUCUAAUAUUUAGCUGCAUUUUUACCCCGACAGAUAGGAGAGUGGUAUUAAUCUUCUCAUCUAAUUCUCAUCUAGCAACCAAACAAGCAUAUUAAAAAUGAAUUAAAAAAAGUCAAACUGUUGCUAUGUUCAGAGCGAGCAGGGGAUUUGGAAAACUGUCCCCUCCCUAUGCCUACAAACCACUCCGAGCCAUAUGCAAAAAAAGAAAAUCAAACUAGAACAAGAGAAACAUGCAUAUCAAAAGUGCCAUUGAAUAUUGCUGUUGAAG